AUGGGGAAAAUUAAGAAAAAAGGUGAAUCGGGUAUUGCCACUAACUACAUUACCAGAAAUCGAGCUGUAAAAAAGCUACAAUUGUCACUUGCUGAUUUUAGGCGACUAUGUAUUCUUAAAGGAAUUUAUCCUAGAGAACCUAAAAAUAAAAAGAAAGCCAAUAGAGGAUCAACAGCACCUACUACAUUUUAUUAUACUAAAGAUAUACAAUAUCUUGCACAUGAGCCCAUUCUUAGAAAACUUAGAGAAAAUAAAAUUUUUCUAAGAAAGUUAAGUAAAGCUUUAGGAAAACGUCAAUUCAGCGUUGCAAAUAAUUUAGAAAAAAACAGACCUGUUUAUACUUUAGAUCAUAUUAUCAAAGAAAGAUAUCCAACAUUCACUGAUGCUUUAAGAGAUCUUGAUGAUGCGCUUUGUAUGAUAUUUUUAUUUGGUACCUAUCCUGCUACUGACAAAAUCAAAGUAGAAAUUGUUAGAAAUUGUCAACGUUUAUGCUCAGAAUUUCAACAGUAUGUAAUAAAAAGCAAAUGUCUUCGUAAAGUUUUUCUUUCAAUCAAAGGGAUUUAUUAUCAAGUAGAAAUUAAAGGACAAACCAUAACUUGGUUGGUUCCUUACCAAUUUAGUCAACGAGUCCCGGAUGAUGUUGAUUUUCGUGUUAUGUUGACAUUUUUAGAGUUUUAUCAGACUUUGGUUAGUUUUGUUAAUUUCAAAUUAUAUUCAGAUGCAAAUUCAGUUUAUCCACCAAAAAUAGAUCUUUUAAAAGAUGAAGAAGAUAUUACUACUAAUGAAGAAAUUGAGACAUUGGAUGAGUUUGUAGAUCAAACCAAAACCAAUUCCAAUUUUCAAAAAGAGAAGAAUGAUGAUGAUACCAAAGUAUUCACAUAUCAAACAGUUUCAGCAGCUAUUACAGAACUACAACAACUUUUUUCCAAAUGUGUAUUCUAUUUAUCUCGUGAAGUACCAAAAUAUUCAUUGGAAUUUAUAAUUAAAGCUUUUGGUGGAAAAGUUGGUUGGGAUAGUAGUAUGGGUAUGGGCUCACCAUAUGAGGAAAAUUAUGAACGUAUCACACAUCAAAUUGUUGAUCGACCAUCUGUUGACAAUUGUUAUCCAACACGUGUAUAUGUUCAACCUCAAUGGAUUUAUGAUUGUAUAAAUUCAAAGAAAUUGUUAAUAUGUGAAAAAUACGCUAUUGGUAAAACACUCCCACCACAUUUAUCACCUUUUGUGGAGUAUAAAGAAGGCGAUUAUAUUCCAGCAGACAAUGAUGGUGAUAAUAAAUUUGAGGGAUCAGAUGAUGAAGAUAUGGUUCAUCAAUUGGAAUUAGAGGCAGAAGCAAAAGGAAUAUCAUUUUCUCAAUUCCAAGAACAAAAAAAUAAAAAUCCAGUAACAUCUAAAAAAGCAAAAUCUUCUCAAAUUGAAAAGGCAACAACUACAACAAAAUUAGCAGGAAAAAAACGACCAAUUAAAGAAAUUGAGGAACAACAAGAAAUUAAAGAAUUGGCAAAGAUCAUGAUGUCAAAGAAACAGAAAAGUUUAUAUUCUAAAAUACAGUAUGGAAAAAGAAAACAAGAAGAAAAAGUUGCAAAUUUGAAAUCAAAGAAACAAGAAAUUGUUUUACAACAAAAAAAUUCAAAAAAUUUAAAAAAUUCAAAAAAUAAAAAACAAAAAUGA
This is a messenger RNA of Entrophospora candida, 1668 nucleotides long. The record is from the annotation of a GenBank genome assembly. NCBI's taxonomy places the organism in Eukaryota, Fungi, Glomeromycota, Glomeromycetes, Entrophosporales, Entrophosporaceae.